Scatophagus argus is the source of this 2495-nucleotide messenger RNA. Its product is annotated as NLR family CARD domain-containing protein 3-like. The transcript has 6 exons. The record is from RefSeq and is a predicted model, not a curated record. The coding region runs from base 195 to 2495 and encodes 766 amino acids. Lineage: Eukaryota; Metazoa; Chordata; Actinopteri; Scatophagidae.
CCUGGCGGACAGGUGAACCGAGUGGUCGGAGGUCUUCGUGGUACCCGUGGCGGUACCGCUAACCCGCCUCUCAACUCUUUCACUUGACCAACAAACGGACGUUUACAUAAUUUCCUGUUUACGCUGAGGGGAGGGCGCGUGCGGAGCCGUCAGACUCCACUUUACCAGAGCGGGCAGACGAGGCUCCAGAAGAGAUGAGCGCGUUGCAUGAGAGCAAGGACAGAUUGGAGUCUGGAGUGUCCUGCUGUCAUCCCGUGAAGACUGACAAGUCCAUCGACGUCCCUCCGGUCGUCAGUGAUGGACCUGCACCCUCAGACACAGCAUCAGACUCUGGAGUGUCCGGCUGUCAUUCCGUGAAGUCCAUCGAGGUCCCUCCGUUCUUCAGUGAUGGACCUGCACCCUCAGACACAGCAUCAGACUCUGGAGUGUCCGGCUGUCAUUCCGUGAAGUCCAUCGAGGUCCCUCCGUUCUUCAGUGAUGAACCUUCAGAGUCACGGACACAUGGGAAACGUCCACCAACGAAGAGGAGUCAGGUUUCUGAGGAGGAGCAGCUGUCCUGCUGUGCUUCAUGUCAGGACGUCCUGAAGGAUCCAGUCUCUACCAGCUGUGGACACUGGUUCUGCAGGCGGUGCUUCACCUCACACUGGGACCAGGCUGCUUCAUCAGGAGUCUUCUCCUGUCCCCAGUGUGGACAAAGAGCCCAAACAGGUCAGAGCAGCACAGUACAAAAUAGUGGACUGCAGGAGCUUAUAGAUGAACAUAAGCUCAGUCUGAGGAGCAGAUGUGAGCGUGUUGCUGAAGGAAGUGAUGAAACAGGAAGCGGGACCCUCCUCAACACGAUCUACACUGAGCUGUACAUCACAGAGGGUCAGAGUGAAGACGUGAAUACCCAACAUGAGGUCAGGCAGCUUGACACGACUUCCAAGAUGAAGACCCUCCAUGAGACUUUGAUCAGAUGCCAGGACAUCUUUAAAGCCUCACCUGAACAACAGACCAUCAGAGUCGUUCUGACCAACGGCGUCGCUGGUGUUGGAAAAACCUUCUCAGUGCAGAAGUUCACUCUGGACUGGGCGGAGGGCCUGGAAAACCAGGAUGUCGGUCUGGUGGUUCUGCUGUCGUUCAGGGAGCUGAACUUGAUCAGAGAUGAGCAGCACAGUCUUCUCACGCUGCUCCAUGUUUUCCAUCCAGCAUUACAGAAGCUCACAGCAGAGCAGCUGGCUGUCUGUAAACUUCUGUUCAUCUUUGAUGGCCUGGAUGAAAGCAGACUUUCACUGGAUUUCAAGAACAUUGAGGUUGUGUCUGAUGUCGGACAGAAGUCAUCAGUCAACGUGCUGCUGACAAACCUCAUCGAGGGGAAUCUGCUUCCCUCGGCCCUCGUCUGGAUAACGUCCAGACCCGCAGCGGCCAAUCAGAUCUCUCCUUCACGUGUUGACAGGGUGACAGAAGUACGAGGUUUCACUGACGAGCAGAAGGAGGAGUACUUCAGGAGGAGGUUCAGUGAUGAAGAUCUGUCCAGCAGAAUCAUCUCACACAUCAAGACAUCCAGGAGCCUCCACAUCAUGUGUCAAAUCCCAGUCUUCUGCUGGAUCACGGCUACAGUUCUGGAGGACAUGUUGACUACAGACCAGAGAGGAGAGCUGCCCAAGACCCUGACUGACAUGUACUCACACUUCCUGCUGGUCCAGACAAAGAGGAAGAAGCAGAAGUAUGAUGAAGGACAUGAGACCAGUCCACAGGAGCUGAUGGAGGCUGACAGGGAGGUUCUUCUGAAGCUGGGCAGGCUGGCGUUUGAACAUCUGGAGACAGGAAACAUCAUGUUCUACCAAGAAGACCUGGAGCGAUGUGGUCUGGAUGUCAAGGAGGCCUUGGUGUACUCAGGAGUUUGUACAGAGAUCUUCAGAAGAGAGUGUGUGAUCUUCCAGAAAACAGUCUACUGCUUUGUUCAUCUGAGCAUUCAGGAGUUUCUGGCUGCAGUCUACAUGUUCCACUGUUACACCAACAGGAACACACAGGUUCUGGAGGCUUUCCUGGGGGAUGUCUUCCUGAAGAGAGCCAUGGAGAAAUCUCUUGAAAGUAAAAAUGGUCACUUGGACCUCUUUGUUCGCUUCCUUCAUGGUCUCUCUCUGAGAUCCAACCAGAUACUUUUAGGAGGCCUGCUGGGUCGGACAGACGACAAUCCAGAAGCCAUCCAGAGAGCCAUCAGCAAUCUGAAGGAGAUGAGCAGCGCUUAUGUCCCUCCUGACAGAAGCAUCAACAUCUUCCACUGUCUGAUGGAGAUGAACGACCACUCAGUACAUCAAGAGAUCCAAGAGUUCCUGAAGUCAGAGAACAAAUCCAAGAAGAAGCUCUCGGGGAUCCACUGCUCAGCUCUGGCCUACAUGCUGCAGAUGUCAGAGGAGGUUCUGGAUGAGUUUGACCUGUCGAAGUACAAAACAUCAGAGGAGGGACGACAGAGACUGAUUCCGGUUGUGAGGAACUGCAGAAAGGCUGUGUGA